Anoplophora glabripennis (Asian longhorned beetle) is the source of this 2639-nucleotide messenger RNA. RefSeq names its product 5-hydroxytryptamine receptor 5B. Gene Ontology annotation, cellular component: membrane. The coding region runs from base 285 to 1841 and encodes 518 amino acids. The record is from RefSeq and is a predicted model, not a curated record. Gene Ontology annotation, biological process: G protein-coupled receptor signaling pathway. Lineage: Eukaryota; Metazoa; Arthropoda; Insecta; Coleoptera; Cerambycidae. Gene Ontology annotation, molecular function: G protein-coupled receptor activity. The transcript is spliced from 3 exons.
GAUUUAAUACAGCUGAUAGGACGCUCCGUGCAGUUGCGGUCGGCUCUGCCGAGGAAGCGUUUUGUUUUGCCAUCGGCACUUCGAUAGUAGUUUUUGUAGAGUGUUUUGUUUCAUUGGAAGAACCGCCUUAGACUGUCGCAGUUCGCUUGGGGCAGUUCAUGUUACUUUUGUGGUGCAUCCUACUCUUCAAGUAGUUUUGGUGUUAGAAUCGGUUGGGAAAUAUAAUGCAAAUUUUUGUUCGCCUCUCUCUUGAUUGUCAGAAGAAAUUGUUAAGGCAGUAAUAAAUGGAGUCCGACUACCAUUGGCUCAUCACGAUUGGGCUUGUGACGUCAUCGGUCAUCGCAGUCACCGCCAAUUUUUUUUUGCUGGUCGUCUUCUGCAGACGAAGAGGACUACGCACCGUACCAAACAGAUUCGUGAUCAACCUCCUGAUAACAAACCUACUCUCUAGUAUUCUACUCAUUCCAUUACUCCUGGUGGACCAGGACGCUCGUACUCCCUCCCAGCUGACCGUCCAGCAGAACCAAACGGACGUCAUCAUCAAAGAAAAGUCCACCAACAUAGAGAUCAUCCAAACCGACCAGAACAUCCUGGCUCACGGCUUAGGGCUACCCUCCAACACCACCACCAACCGGCACUUGCUGUGCUACUUCGCACAGAGCACCACCAGUUUCGUGUGCACCGCCUCCAUCUUCAGCAUCCUCCUCAUAGGCAUCAACCAGUACUUCGGGGUGAUCCACUCGUUGAGGUACCACUUCUACAUCAACAAGUGCCGGUCCAGCAUCUUCAUAGGCAUCAGCUGGUUCGUCGCGCUGUUCUGCGCCACCCUGAGUUCGUUGACGUACAGCGACAGCAGCCUGUGGCACUUCUGCGAGGAGAGGAGCCAGCCCAGCCACACGGUGAAGGUGCUGAACACCACCUACGCCUUCGGGUACUUCUUCCUCGUCAUCUUGGCCCCCUUCGUGGCCAUAUGCGUGAUUUACGUGUGCAUUUACACCGCCGCGCACCAAAACAGCGAGAGGAUGCGCAGAUCCACCUCCGCACCCCUCAAUUCCUACAUAGACUACAUGCAGGUGCCGCUGCCCAAGUGUCGGGAAGUCAAAAGCCAGAACUCUUUGCCCAAAGUGCAUUCCGCGCCCAAUUUCUUCAACAUAGAACGCGAGGAGAGCUUCAAAAUUGAAAAUUCCGACGUGGAGAGUCAAAAACCUAGGACGAAAGUGGUGAGGACUUGUAGUGAUCGCAUCGCGCACAGUUUUAUCAACAAUUUAAGACACAAGAUCUCCAACGCGUCAGUGUUCCGGUACCGGGAAGAGACCAGGGCGGCCAAGAUAAGCGUCCUGGUGAUUCUGAUGGUGCUAGUGUGUUACAUACCCUACGGUUUGACUCUGAUCCUCAGUUCGGAGUGCGUAAAAGUGAACUCUAGUCAGAUAUUCAAUUAUCUCUCUUUGAUUCUACUGGUGUUUUCCAACAUACUGUCCCCCUUCCUGUUCGGCUAUCGGAACAAGAGGGUCAAGAGGGAGAUAUGCAAGAUGUUCGGGUUGUUGCCGAAGCAGAGGAUACCUUUCGGGGAGAGGCCGAGGAGGGUGGCGGAAAGCGGUACGGUGGCGGAGCCCCAGGGGGCCGACGAGCCGUUCAUCCAGAAAGACUGCGUGGUGCCCGAGGUGAUAGUCACCUGCAAGCCGGAGAGCGAGAGGAAGAGCAUCCUGAAGAGGGUGUGCAACUCCUCCAGCUGGGCCAGCUACAAGAAGUGCAAUUUCAUCACGGUGCCCGACAGUUGCAUCAGCGGCGAGGCCAGGGGUUCGUUCUCCAGCGCCAGCACGCAGAUCUCCACGGAGGAGUAGAAUUUUUAAAGUUAAUUUACCCCGGGAAACGUUCUGGAGUUAGGGAAAGGUCCAUUAGACUCAGAUGUGGUCAGCUAGUAGGUUCUAGUUCUAAUUAGCCGGGUUAUAUAUGUCAGGUAGACUCAGAUAUGGCCAACUAGUAGGAUCCAGCGUAGUCUGAGCUCUUGCCAAGAGUAUCUUCUGCACUUGAUUGUAAUAAUUAUGUAUUAUGUAUGUAGAUUACAGAAGUACUAGUUGGCAACAGCCAGAAGUACAACGUGGCACCUUAGCACUGUAGUAAAUCUAGCAUGUUUCUUAAAUUGGACUAAAAUCUGGGGCUAGUGGCGGCCGUAGAAAUUCUCCAAAGGCGUUUUUCCUGGGCAUUUUGAAAUUUUACCAAACCAUACGACUGAUUAUUUUGUAGGUUAGUGAAAUACCGACAGCCAUUUCGAUUGUAUUUAAGCACUGAUUCUAGGAAAUAUUAAAGAUAAGUUUUUAUGUAUUUUUAUAUGUAUUCACUCAACCGAUCAGUUUUAUUUGGCAGCAUUAUUUUUGCUUCUGUUAGACUGAGCGUGUAUUAUUUUUAUUGACAAAGUGAUGUAGCCAAGUUGAGUAUUUUAUAUUAAAAUCCUAAGUGAAAUCACAUUGAUUACUGUCGAAGUUACCUCUCUCCAUUUCUGUCUUUCCCUGUUUUCUCUGUUGAGACUUGUAUAUUGGAAUGUAUGUAAAUUAUUAUCAUGUAACUUAUUCUCUAGUAUUAUAACAGUUCUGUAACGAUUAACAGACAAAUUGAGAUAAAUAAAUGACAACUAUACUUAA